Messenger RNA from Mustela lutreola (European mink), 2188 nucleotides. RefSeq lists its product as uncharacterized. NCBI's taxonomy places the organism in Eukaryota, Metazoa, Chordata, Mammalia, Carnivora, Mustelidae. The transcript has 5 exons. The record is from RefSeq and is a predicted model, not a curated record. The coding region runs from base 1226 to 2188 and encodes 320 amino acids.
ACCCUCCAGGGUGGGCGGGGGAUGGUGGUGGUGGUGCAGGGUUUGGCCUGACCACAAACGCCUGCCCCCGGAGCUUCCAAGCAGGACCCAGUGUCCACCUCAACCUCAAGCUGACCAACAGCCCCGGCACAGUGGUGGGGGCUCUCAGUGGUGGGGAGGCCCCUGGUAGCCAGGGACACACUGCACACUCACAGCAGAAGUGACACAGGGGAUCCCCCAGCUUACUCUCCAGUGGGCAGCCCCUUCUCUGUCCGCUGCCCAGACCCAACACCCCGGGACAUUCACUGGGCCUGUAGCUUGCAGGCUGCUCAGACAAUCUGAAGCCCAGAGCUCGGCACCCUGGGGACCACAUGGCCCCCCACGUACCCCAUGGCUGGCUCUCAGCCCACCCAGGUGUCUCGUCUAUAAAAUAAGUCUUUCUCCCCAUGUUACAGAAAGAAUAGUACGUUAGCCCGGCAAAGUCAUCAGAAUGGCUGAAAUCAGACACUAGGCAGUAGCAGGUGCUGACGAGGAUGUGAGGCACCCAGAACACCCCAGCCCUCGGGGGUGACCUGGGCAGUCCCUGAUGUCAUGCGUCUCCUGGGACCAGUAAUUCUCCUGGAGAAGGCCCAGAUUUAGGCACCCAAGAGAAAUGCCAACACCCCGGCACAAAAAUGUUCAGAACGGCACGGCUGGUAACAGCCAAAAGCGGCAGUAUGUGCGCGGCCCUGCCCUCCCUGUGGAAGACAGAGCUGCUCAGGGGACCGGCAAGCCGCCGCCAGCCACACAGCCACACCGAGCGUGUGCAGACACGCCUGGAGUGGGCGAGGCCAGACCCACGGGCACACUGUCCCGCACCAUACUUAGAACUCAAAGCGGGUGAACCGUGCUGUGCCAGUGGGGGCAUGGUCACCUGGGGGGGGGAUGGGGGCAUCCCCUGGGGGGAUGCACGCUUACCCUCCCCCCACGCCCCUGUGCACAACUCCACGGCAACACGCACAUGGAACCACCUCUGGGCUGGGCGCCCAUCUGGGCGGGGUGGUGGGGGGUGGCCCUUCGCACCCCUGCUAGGGGCCAGCUCUGUCCCUGAGGGAGCGAGGUAGAGCGAGGCAAAUGUGGUCUGUCUCUGCUCCAGGGAGCUGGUGCUCAGGAAGGGGGUUCAGGCCACACGUGUGAGGGAUCAGACGCGGUCCCCAGUGUCAUGGGAAGCCCUCAGCUGUGCUGAAGCUGGAGGUCACAUGAACUGAUGUCACCUUCACAAAGAACUGGGGUGCGGCCAGGGCUGCCCCACAGGCUGAGGAGGAGGUCCCCCAGGCAGGAAGCAUGGUGGCCCAGACCAGAAUGGGACAGCAGCUGGUGGGACACGCUCUGGAGGCAGAGCCCAUGGGGACACAAAGACAGGGCGAAGGCCGUAUCUUGGGCCUCCGGCCUGAGCAGUGAGUGCAUGGACAGUCCCCAGCAGCCCGCUCACAUACCUCGCCUGGGGCCCCUCGGCCUCAAGCCGGCCUCUGCUGGGGGCCUGGUCUACCCCUUCCUGGGGCUGCAGAGGCCCAAAGCUCAGGGGUGGGGGGUCCCAGGAGGACCGCGAAGGCUCUGGCGGAUCUCUGCCACACCCCACGGCCUGAGCAGCACACUCAGGGAAGUGCAUGACUGCAGCAGCCUGUCCAUCCCCCUCUCCUGGGACCUGAGGCCGGUCUGGCUCAUCCUGGAGGCUGAGGGUGUGAGCCACAGGCAACACUCAGAAAGACCCACUCAGCUCUGGCUGUCGCCGCCAUCCCAGCCCCUGAACAUCAGGGUGACCAGUCUGGGCACUAACCCACACUAUGGCUCUGACCAGCAGAGUCCGGCUAGAGGGAAGUACCAGGAGCCCUGCCUGCCGGAAGAGCAGCUGCCACCGUUGUCCGGGGGAAUGACAGAGCCCCCUUCUCCAGCCUCCGGACACCUGACCAAGUCCCAGUCCUGCGUCCCCUGCGGCCGCGCGUCCUGCUGCGGGGUCGGCGCCGGCCCGGGAGGGGCGGCAGCGCGCUCAGGCGGGGUCCUAACGUCCAGGCGGAAGGGGGGCCCCGGGGCGCCGCUCUGCGGCGAGGCCGGCCCCUCCCUCUGCGGCCCCAGCCCUCCCGGUGGGCGCUGCGGGGGACGCGGCGCGGGCAGGUGGGCGGGAGGGGCGCGGGCUGGGCUGCUGCUGACCCUCGGGGAGGGCGGGAUGUGA